Messenger RNA from Zootermopsis nevadensis, 3541 nucleotides. RefSeq names its product endoplasmic reticulum aminopeptidase 1. The record is from RefSeq and is a predicted model, not a curated record. NCBI's taxonomy places the organism in Eukaryota, Metazoa, Arthropoda, Insecta, Blattodea, Termopsidae. Gene Ontology annotation, biological process: peptide catabolic process; proteolysis. Gene Ontology annotation, cellular component: cytoplasm; membrane. Gene Ontology annotation, molecular function: metalloaminopeptidase activity; zinc ion binding; peptide binding.
UGACAAAUUAUGUACGGUGCGAUACAUAUUUCACGUCUUCCAUAAAUCCGGUUUUUCUGAAGGCAUUUUUAUCAGUACACUUUCUUUUUCUGUAUUGAAGUUAAUAGAGUGGCUAGUGUGAAAAGAGAUCCUCUUAUUAAAAUCUCGGUAGUAUCCAGCGCACGAGAUAUUGAAGCUGUUGUCUGGAGAAGACGAGAUAUAGUAAUGAGUGAUCAAGACGUGGAUGAUGUUGCUUUCUUGACAGGUGAUAGUCAAACUGGAAUCAAUAAACGAAGCUUGUAUGAGCACAAUGGAGUUGCUGUAUGUUCUCAGAAGAGAGCAAUGUGCAUUGCAACGACCGUGUUUGCUACACUGUUUGUCAUAUCGCUCAUCAUUGCAUAUGCAGGACCCCAAAAUGAGUGCCCUUGUGCAGGAGAGAAACCAGAUGACUUGGGAGAAGAGGUGUUGUCAAACUCUACAGGACCACCAGUACCACUUGCAACAAAUGGCGAGGUGUUUCCAUGGAACAAUGUUCGCCUUCCCAGUUUUGUUCGACCUACUCGAUACAACAUUACAAUUCACCCAAAUCUUACAACUUUGGAGGUCAAAGGUCAGGUGACAAUAGAAUUUCAUGUAGAAAAAGACACCAAUUUUAUUGUCUUCCAUAGUAAAAAUCUGACAAUAACUGAAAAGAAUGUCCAGAAUGGAAAAGGUCAGCUAUUAAAUAUAACAAGGUUGUUAGAAUAUUCAGCUGCUCAGCAGAUGUAUCUGCAAGUGAAGGAAAAGUUCAAAAGGAGAGGUCAUUACGUCUUGAAUCUUCGUUUCCAGUUUCGGCUCUCUCGUGAGCUGGAAGGCUUUUAUAUUAGCAGUUAUCAUGCUGAAGAUGGCAAAACCAAAUAUUUAGCAACUACACAUUUUGAACCAACUUAUGCCAGAUCAGCUUUUCCUUGCUUUGAUGAGCCACAGUUCAAAGCACGGUUCAAGAUGUCAAUAUUCAGAGAUAGGUUCCACAUUGCUCUCUUCAACAUGCCUGUCGUCAACACGGAAGAUGCUGGUUUCUACAUGGGGACUGGUCUGUUGCGUGAUGAUUUUCAAGAGUCCGUUGAGAUGAGCACAUAUCUAGUGGCAUUUGUGGUGUGUGACUACAAGCGAAUCACUAGACAAACUCAGAAGAAAGUCUCUGUAUCAGUCUAUGCCCCUAAUGAAAUGAUAUCUCAGGCCAGUUUUGCACUGUCAACUGCUGCAGAUGCCAUGGAUUAUUAUGAGGAGUUCUUUGGAGUCCCUUACCCACUACCAAAGCAAGAUUUGAUUGCUAUUCCUGAUUUUGCUGCUGGAGCAAUGGAAAACUGGGGACUGAUCACAUACAGAGAAACCUCUAUUAUGUACGAUGUGGAUGAGACAUCAGCAGGAGGCCACCAGUGGGUUGCUGUUGUUGUAGCACAUGAGUUGGCACAUCAGUGGUUUGGGAACCUGGUAACUAUGAAGUGGUGGAAUGACUUAUGGCUGAAUGAAGGCUUUGCAAGCUACUUGGAGUACCUUGGAGUGGACCAUAUCAUGCCUAGCUGGAAGAUGAUGGACCAGUUUAUUCUGGACAAAACUCAUCCAGCACUAAAUCUAGAUGCCCUGGCAAGCAGUCAUCCCAUUUCAGUAGCAGUUCAUGAUCCUGUAGAGAUUGAAUCUAUUUUUGACAUAAUUUCAUAUAACAAGGGUGCCUCAAUCCUCUAUAUGCUGGAAAAAUUCCUUCAUCAAGAAACGUUACGCAGUGGCCUCAAUGAUUACCUUAAUAUACAUAAAUAUGGCAAUGCAGAAACCAAGGACCUCUGGAAUGUUCUGAGCAAACAUGCAAAUCAGUCACUUGAUGUUAAGACUAUAAUGGACACUUGGACAAGACAAAUGGGUUUUCCUCUGGUAACAAUAUCAAGAGAAGGAAAUACAAUUACUGCAAAACAAAAGAGAUUUAUUUUGACAGUUAACUUAAACAAUGAAGCAGAAGAAAUGAAUAAUGAAUCCGUUUCUCCAUUUGGUUAUAAGUGGUAUGUUCCAUUGAGUUACUUCACUGAUCAGCAUAUAGGAAAAGUGCAUCACAUCUGGAUGAAUAUGAGUGAUGUGAAAUUUGAUAUACCUGCUGAUACCAUAUGGAUCAAAAUGAAUGUGAACCAAUCAGGAUUUUAUCGGGUAACAUACAGCGAUGACAUGUGGCAGUCCAUAAUAUCAGCUUUACAACAUAAUCAUACAGUAUUUAGUCCAGCAGACAGAGCAAGUCUCAUAGAUGAUGCUUUUACACUCUGCAGGGCUGGUGUGCUGAAUGCCUCUGUUCCUCUGAGUCUGUCUCUGUAUCUUCUACAUGAGCGGGAGUAUGUUCCAUGGGCAACAGCUCUAGAGCACUUUCAGUCUUGGAGCAAGCUUCUCUCCGAGUCAGCAGCAUACAAAAAGUUCUUGGAAUAUAUGAGGAGGUUACUGGAACCUGCCUCCAAGCACGUAGGCUGGGAGGACACAGGAACACAUUUGCAGAAGCUGAUGAGGUCUGACAUAAUGGCAUCUGCAGUCCUGUGUGAUGUCCAAAUUACAGUCAAACAAGCUCAGAAGAAAUUUAGAGAUUGGAUGGAUAAAGGCAAUCGUAUACCACCAAAUCUCAGAGAAGUAGUUUAUAUUGCAGGUAUCAAGUAUGGUGAUGUGAAGGAUUGGCAGUACUGUUGGUCUAAAUAUAACAGCACAGGAGUUCCAAGUGAAAGAAGAUUGCUUCUUAAAGCCUUAGGCGUGGCAUCAGAUCCAUGGAUUUUACAAAGGUAUCUGCUGACUACCCUGGAUCGGAACUUGGUCAAACCUCAAGAUGUAAAGGUUGUUCUAGCUGGAGUGGCAGUUAAUCCAGAGGGCCAGCUGCUGGCUUGGAGACAUCUGAAAGCUCACUGGAACUACUUGCAGUCCAUGUUUGGCAACUCAACAUAUACAAUGGGUACUUUUAUUUCAGCAGUGACAUCUCAUUUCACUACGGAAUAUGACUAUCAAGAGGUGUCACAGUUCUUCCGACCUAUGAAUGUUGGGUCUGGAAACAGAGCACUGAAGCAGAGUUUGGAAACAAUUCGUCUAAACAUCCACUGGGUCCAAAGAAAUAAAGAUAUUAUCAACAACUGGCUAAAUGAUUAUCUAGGAAGAUAAUAUAUCAGUGCCCUUGGAAUGAGAAAGUUUGUGUAUUUAAAUAUCUAAGUCACUGAUGUCAGUUCAAGUGUUUUGUACUCUAGAACACACAGCCAAGUAUUACAGUUUGUUUAACAUUGGAUUCAAAUUACCCAAUGUCCGAAGAUAGUGAAUACUCUAAAAAAAAUACAUGAAGGAGAAGGGAUUCACAGGAAUUUAUUCAAAAUAGUGUCAUCACAGUCAUCACCUUGACAGAACAGGGCUCAAAACACCAUACUAAAAGUCUGUGGGUAAACAUGAUAUUGUUUCUACACAUGUUUUGUAAUGAAGCAAACAGCACCUGUCAUCAUCUUACACACUCUUUAAAAAUUGAUUUAAAUGUGUUUUUUUAAUAUUUAAUGUAGUACAUACUGGUUUAGACAAUUUU